AUGUGUGAUAAUUACUGGGAAGACCCACAACUAGCUCAAGAUGAGUCUAUUAAGAUCUUCCUAACGACAAAAGAAUUAGACUUAGCAGAAGGUGUUAAAUUUGUCAAGACACCCAAGGCUGGAGCUGUGAUAUCGUUCUGCGGAACAACAAGAGAUGUAUUUGAAGGUAAGCAAGUCAGCGACCUAGGUUAUGAGUCUCACCACAGGCUAGCGUUGAAAACAUUGGGCAAAAUUGUCCAAGAGUGCAAGACUAAAUUUGAGAAUUCGGUUAAAGACGAAAAGAUCCAUCGAGUGUACGUGGGUCACAGAUUAGGAAAGGUCCCAAUCAUGGAAGAUAGCAUAAUUGUGUGUUUGAGUAGUACACAUAGACAAGAAGGCUGGAAUGCAGGUAUAUGGCUGUUAGAUACUAUCAAGGAAAGAGUUGAGAUUUGGAAGACUGAACGUUAUAUCGACGGUGGGUUCUCAUGGAAGGAAAACGAUAACGCAAACGUUACCGAUAGGGUAUAG
This is a messenger RNA of Williopsis jadinii, 507 nucleotides long. RefSeq names its product molybdenum cofactor biosynthesis protein MoaE. Gene Ontology annotation, biological process: Mo-molybdopterin cofactor biosynthetic process. The coding region runs from base 1 to 507 and encodes 168 amino acids. NCBI's taxonomy places the organism in Eukaryota, Fungi, Ascomycota, Saccharomycetes, Phaffomycetales, Wickerhamomycetaceae. The record is from RefSeq and is a predicted model, not a curated record. The transcript has a single exon. Gene Ontology annotation, cellular component: cytosol.